AUGAACUUCGUCGACGUGCAGCCAAAGUCAUUUCUCGACUACGCAUGGACAUCGCCAUCUCCGGCAGCAGUAACUGCGACGAGUAAACCAUCCAAGACGAGCCGGAAGCAGAACCGGUGUUGUGACCAAUGCCGGAAAGGAAAGCGAGCUUGUGACGCCGCUAUUCUAGAAGACACCUUACUGGAGACCAGCCGCACUGGUGCUAGCCCUACGGUAUUUCACUAUAGUGACGUCUAUGGGCCACUAGCUUCGUGUGGAAAUUGUGAGAAGACAAAAAAGACCUGCACAUUCGAAUGGUUGCGCUCUCAGCGUGUAUCACAAGCUUCGCAACCACAGGCGACGAAUGCGCCAUCACCAAAACGACGUCGGACAAGAAGCGACUCGGGUAGUAAAUCACAAAAAGAAAACGGACCGCAUCCAUCCACAACCACUACGAGGCAAACAGACCCCCGAAUUCAACACCACCAACAAUCUCUUCUCAACACCACACCGCCCGAAUUAGGAUUUACGUUUGGUGACUUUCCCUGUGGAACUUCUUCAUUUGCAAUCGACCCAACACCGAAUUUCAUGGAUGAGCCAUUCUUCAAAGGAGAGAUAAGUGAUGCAGAGCCUCUCCUCGACUAUUUAGGCGCGCUCUCCGAGGAAGACUGCAACCUACUUGAUUGUGACUCGGGUAAAGGUUCCUCACUAAGAACCUUAUCAGACGUCAGCGACAAACCUGGUGACAGCCCGAGAACAGACUAUGAAGCCAAUAGCACGACUGAAUCCAACAGCACGACCGAUGCCAAGUCAAUCAGCACAAAUGAAUCACUUGUGCGUGUCGAUAGGAAAAGACGCCGGCGCAGCUCUUCAGCAUCUGUCUCAUACAGUAUACCUCCUUACCCAGUCAUAUCAUAUGCCGACAACCUUCUUCUGUCCGGUAACAAGAUGCACCUGUCCGAAAAGCUGCUGAAGAUCUACCAUGAUAGUUUUGAAAACGCGCUCGCCUGUUGGGUCACAGAAAGGACGUGUCCAUACAGCGCGAGAACCAAUAGCCUUCUCGCCACAAAUGCUAGGCCAGAUUGGACAAGCAUAUACCACCGAGUAAUCCGCCUCGAUAGACUGGCGUCAACAAUCAGAGGGCGGAAACUUACACCAACUGAGGAUCAGGCAGCAUCGAGAGCCUUGGACCUUGCUGUCCUCUCUUUUGCUUCACAGUGGGCCCAAUCCGGACAAACAAGUCGGACAAGAUACCCAUUCCAUAGUACCGCAGUUGAAGGCAACUGCGGCGUAUUCGAUGGCCAAGGAGAGGACCAUGAGACAGUGGGCUUCGACCGUACCCUUCAAACGACCGCGUGGCACGAUGCCCGCAACGCAUUGCAGAAGGCUGGUGAGAUAGAGUCGUUCCGAGUGGUGCUUGCGCAGAUCAUAUUCGCGUUGACACAAAGGCCUAGUGUGACAAACUACGCGUCUACCAAAGACCUGGACGCUGCCAUGACGCAUGAGGUACUGAACUCGCAGAAUAGCACCGAGAAUAUCCAAGGCGCCUCAACUACCUUAGUAGACCCAGAUAUGGACGAGUGCUCAGAUUUGAUGUCAAAGUUAGAUCUCGCAAUUGACGCUGACGGCCCCCCUGUGCACCUCGAAUCAGGCCUCCGGCUCAUACAUUCAUUAAGAUCACGCAUGGCUGUGUCGAGGCAACAACGACGCACCAAGCCUGGGCUAAAGCAAUUUGGAGAACAACGACGUUCACCAGCCAUGCGUCUUGAAGAGGCAGAUCGCGCAACAGUCGACUUACUUUUCUGGCUUGGUGUUACAUUCGAUACGUUAUCAGCAGCAAUGCACAAACGACCACUGGUAGUAUCCGAUGAAGAUAGUGACGUUGUGCUAAACGAGAGUAUGCAAUCGAAUGACUCGGCCUAUCCCGAAACGAAACCAAAUCCCAAGGCCGUGGGCGAUGGUCUUUGGGACGGAUACUUGUUCGCUCGUCAGCAACAUCCGGAACAUACACCUACCAGAUGGCCCUGUUCUUUCGAUCAAGCGGCAACUGCACUCUGCGAUGCUGCUCCAGUCAAAGUGUUGCUUUUUCGGAGAGUAUGCCGUAUCCAAACACUUUUGACUAGGAAUGCUCGUGGUGUAGCGGUUGAAGAAGCCGUCCAUGCGGCACUAGAUGUAUGCAACCAUUGGAACGCGCUCUAUGCACCCUUCAUCAGAGACUGUAUUCAACACCAUGAUAGUCUUCCACCUCGCGUCCAGUCAUGGUAUGUCUGUGUCGCCGGCCAUUGGCACCUAGCCACGCUUCUUCUCGCAGAUCUAAUGGAAGUUGUGGACGAAUCUGAACUUGGCCUUGAGGAGACAACAGAACACCGCAACUUGACCGGCUUUAUUGCCAGAUUCCGGGAGAACAAUUGCCGAAUCUUGUCGGACCUUGCGAGCUGCGCGUGCCCCCGCAGUGACACGCCAUUUCCGUCCUCUCGCGAAUUUCAUUUUACCAUUAACGAGGGCGCAUUACUGACAGAUCCAUGGACCGCAGUAUUGAUUCGCGCCUUCGCAAAAGCAAGUGUGCUACUACUGGAGUCCGAAACACUCUUACCAUCUGACAUGGACCAAGAAGAUGCUUUUAGACGAGCAGAUGAUUGUAUCAAAGCUUUGUGGUUCUUAGGAAGAAAAUCAGACAUGGCUCUUGCGGCUGCAAGGAUACUUGGAGAUGCGUUGAAGCAGCGGCGCAAGAGUGCGCAAGACCGGAUCAGUGACAUGAGUACCUUUCUUGAAAGCCAGUUAUGGCACGAUCUUGACGGCUUAAAUGAGGCUUUCGAUGUAGAAUGUGACCCAUAG
This is a messenger RNA of Bipolaris oryzae ATCC 44560, 2814 nucleotides long. RefSeq lists its product as uncharacterized. Gene Ontology annotation, biological process: regulation of DNA-templated transcription. The record is from RefSeq and is a predicted model, not a curated record. Lineage: Eukaryota; Fungi; Ascomycota; Dothideomycetes; Pleosporales; Pleosporaceae. Bases 1 to 2814 code for a protein of 937 amino acids. Gene Ontology annotation, molecular function: DNA-binding transcription factor activity, RNA polymerase II-specific; zinc ion binding. The transcript is spliced from 2 exons.